UAAGAAUGACAAAAUGUACAAGUACAACACGAUUGGGAAAUCAAAGAAAAAAUCAUUAAUACUCGGUCUCUUUUUGUUUUUUUAAUUUUUAUAAUUUUUUAAGUAGGUAAGAUGAAUUGUCUUAUCAGACUGGAACCUCUCACAAGUCAACCUGAUUAAGAUUACUCUCUCCCCAUUUGUAUGCCUCCUUAAAAUAUACGACUAAAGAGUUGACGAGAGCACUAAUCCGUAUGAACGAGCCGUUAAUCUUGAUUCGUGAGACUAAACCGGUGCACCCCCUCGAGGCCGAGUAUCUCCUAAAACAAUAACCCCCCUACCACCCUCCUCAACCCUAUUUCACUUCAUAUCAUUUCCUUUCCCUUAAACCCUUGAGUCCUUGACAAACCAUAGUCAUGAACUCUCUCCGGCAACACUUCUCCGCCCACAACGCCGCCUUCCUCCGCCGCACUCUCUCCUCCACCUCCGCCGCAUCUUCCGCUCCCUCUCUCUCUCCUCCACCACAACCACCAUCAUCAACCUACACCCUCCCAACCUCCUACAAAGUAACCCCACCAAUCAAACCAUGGCCUAAACACCUCUCCCACAAACGCCUCAUCUCCAUUCUCACCCGCCAACAAAACCUCGAUCUUGCCCUUCAAAUCUUCCACUUCGCCGGAAAAUUCCACCCCAAUUUCUCCCACAACUACGACACUUACUUGACCAUCAUCACCCGCCUCGCUCGUGCCCGCCAAUUCCGUCAUUGCGAAACCCUUUUGACCGAAUUGCAGAACUCCCCCCUUAAAUGCGGCGAAAUUGUGUUCGUUACUGUUAUUCGGAACUACGGGUUCGCGGGUCGUCCUAAGGAUGCUGUUCGGACUUUUCUGAGGAUACCCGAUUUCGGGGUUAAUAGGUCAGUUCGUAGUUUGAAUUGUUUGUUGAAUGUAUUGGUACAGAAUAAGAAAUUUGAUUGGGUUUAUUUGAUGUUUAAGAGUUGUAAGUCUAAAUUUGAUGUUAUUCCCAAUAUUUUUACUUGUAAUAUUCUUGUUAAGGCGCUUUGUAAGAAGGGUGAUGUUGAGGGUGCUGUUAAGUUGUUGGAUGAUAUGCCGGGUAUGGGUAUGAUGCCGAAUGUGGUUACUUAUACUACCCUUUUGAGUGGUUAUGUUGGAAAGAGGGAUUUGGUGGGUGCUAAGAAGGUUUUUCAGAUGAUUUUGGAUAGAGGGUGGGUGCCUGAUGUUACGACUUAUACGGUUUUGAUGGAUGGGUAUUGUAGGGAUGGGAGGUUGAGGGACGCGGUUAAGGUUAUGGAUGAUAUGGAGGAGAAUGGGGUUGCGCCGAAUGAGAUUACUUAUGGGGUUUUGAUUGAGGCGUAUUGUAAGGAGAAGAAAUGUGGGGAGGCGUUGAAUUUGCUUGGUGAUAUGUUGGAGAGGAGGUAUGUGCCAAGUUCGGCGUUGUGUUGUAAGGUGAUUGAUGUUUUGUGUGUGGAAGGGAAGGUGGAUGAUGCGUGUGCCCUGUGGAGGAAGCUUUUGAAGAAGAAUGUCACUCCUGAUAAUGUUAUAUCGAGUGCGCUUAUUCAUUGGCUGUGUAAGGAGGGGAAGAUUCAGGAGGCAAAGAAGUUGUUCAAUGAGUUUGAAAGGAGUUCGGUUCCUAGUGUGUUGACUUAUAAUAUGCUGAUUUCAGGGUUGUGUGAGGCAGGGGAGUUGUGUGAUGCUGGAAGGUUGUGGGAUGAUAUGCUGGAAAAGGGGUGUACUCCGAAUUCAUUUACUUACAAUAUGUUGAUUAAAGGGUUUUGUAAAAUUGGAAAUCCUAAAGAGGGGUUGAGAGUUUUGGAUGAGAUGUUUGAUAAAGGAUGUUUGCCUAAUGAAUCAACCUAUAGAAUAUUAAUUGAGGAGCUCUCUGGUUCAAAUUUGGACACUGAAAUAAUGAAGUUGUUAUCCAGUGUUUCUAAAAGGGGAGGGAAAAUUGAUGCUAGUUCGUGGGAAGUCAUUCUCACCAAUGCUCUCGCUAAUGUGGACACUGGGAAAGUUCUUGAUAGUGUUUUACCACAGGAUUCUUUGCCAUGAUUUUUCAUGCUGAAUCUCUCUGUCACAUAUACAUGUCUGUAGCCACUGUGUAUCAAAACUGAGUCUUUGAAGGGUAAAGAACACUCCUUACCUGCUAGCUCGUGCCUUUUGAAGAAAUAUCAGUGCCAAAUGCUACUAGUGGCUUGGUUAUUGAAUAUAUCUAUCUUAUGUAAUACAGAAUCAGGGUAAUAUAUCUUGUUUGGAUCUUUGCUGGGUUGCUCAAUUAUAUGUGAAGGCUUUCAUGGGUGAUAAUUAAUGUGGAUCAUGCCAUCUAUUUCUGUUAACAUUCUUUAAUCUUAACAAAAAAAAAUAUGCAUUGGAUUUCUACUCAAAGCCUUGAUGGGCUUUCUAAACUGGGUGAUUAUUUCAGACGUGGGCCUGAAUAUUGCAUUUCGUUGUUACAUAAGGAUAAGAGUCUUGGUUUGUUCUGGUGAUAUCUUUUUAGAACAUUGUGUCAUUGGAAUACAAUCAAUACAUACAUUACUGCAGAUAGCCUUGAUUUUCCUAAUUGUCAUCAAGGUUUACAUUGACUUCAUUGGGUUAGUAGUUAGUUGAGCUCUAUGUGGUUUCUUUACUCAGAAUUACAUAUUAUUUACUGCAUACAUUGAAAGUUGGUUUUUAGUCUGGCUAAGGAUGUGGUAGUGGGAAGUUAUACAUGAAAUGGUGGGAGGAAGUCAUUAAACUAUAGUUCAUCCAUCAUCAUUGUUGUGGUCGUUUCAGCAUGCUUAAUAGGGACCUAUAUCACAAUUUCAUUCUUAGCUCUGCAAGGAUUUCAGUAUGUCUGAAUGGUUUGACAAAGGGUGUCAAACUGAAGAGUGUAAAAUUGAUUCCAAGAAAUUGCAGGAUAACUCAGGUGAUUUGCCUGAGGAUGGCCUUAAUGGUAAUGUAGACCAGGCAAGUGGGAAGAUGUGAGUGCCUCAAAAUCAUAGAAAUCGGAAGACAUUUCAGGAGUUUGAGGAAGCUGGUGAACUGGAUAAAGAGGAGAAGAUACAGAAUGCCAACUCUGAUGAUUAUCAGAGGAUUUCUUUCGCUUAGAUAAAAGUUGAGUCCAGAAAGGAUGAAGUUACCAAACAUAUAGAAGAAAAUUCAAUGUUAAGCACUGAAGAAUUUGAAGCAACUGAUCCGAUGAAGAUGUUGAAACUAUUGAAAUGCAAAACAGAUUAUGAUGGAGAGAUACUAGGUAUGGAGGAUUCUGAUGGCACAAAGGAGAAAUAGAUGAAAUGAAGGGUGAAAGCAACAAUCAAAGGCUGGUGUAAACUAGUGUUUGUCCAGAUGAAAGUAAAGAAGCUAGGAAAAGAACAACAGAAAUACGGUUUCAUGACCAACUCAACCAAGCAGAGUUACUGAAUAAAUUUUCCACACAAAUCGAGGCUUGGUCGACUCUAGCAGGAGUGUCAGAGGAACUGAAAGUUUCCGAGUACUCGUUGAUCUAGGAAUAAAAGGGAUACAGAUGGAAACUCUGUAAGGUCACUGCUAGUCUGGAGUAUAUUCCUUGCCUUUACAACCUUCAAGCAAUCAGAAAAUUUCCCGGAACAAGUCAAUGUGUGCACUGAGAGAGUCAUUGCCCUCAAGCUCUUGUCUGUCUUGUUCAUCUGUCCAAGGGGUAUAAAAAUGUAGUGAAAUGGUCUAAAAGCAUAGGGUAUGCCAAUGUGCUUUGUGCAGAUAUGGUUUGCCAAUUUAUCCCAUACUAAGCUUGUUGAACUCGAAGGAUAUCAAAAAUGGAGCGCUCCUGAUUUUGCUAUUUUUUUGAAAGAGAAGCAUUCACUAUGUCACUUGCUUCUAAGGAUAAGCAUGAAGCACAGGUUCGAUUUGCUUUUUAAAGAGGUAUACGUAUACCUGCUGUAUUUUGCUGAAAGAGAAGUACUCACUAGGGUCCCUUGGAAUGUUGAAGGUAUAUACAAAGUACAAACUGCCUACAGAUCCAUGAAUCCAUCAGAUAUGGGUAUCAGCUUGCAGUUUAGUGGCCAUCAAAGCUUGAAAACCCUCCUUACUGCUCAAAGGACUAUUUCUGGGAUUAAAUGAAAUCAUGGUAAAGCUGAUCCUAAAGAUUUCAUCAAUGACUGCAAUCACUGGAAACAUGUGCCAAAUCUAACUACCAGAAAUAAGUGUAGCCAAAUCUUAUUUUGAUGGACGUGAGAGCUAUAUUGGAGGCCUGGAGGGUGAGCUUUUAUUCACUUUUUUAGAUCAGUGAAAUGUAUAGGAUUGGCUGGUGCCAUAACUCGUGGAUUAUCAUGGCUAGUUUUCUAUAUGAUGCUUAAUAGCAGUCUCUCCUUUCUGCUGGCCAACCCAAUGUAAAGGAUUACAAAUGGGGCUAUGACUAUUGGUUAGAGAUAGACCUUAGAUAAAGCAGGUGGGACUAGAGAGGAGUCAGUUGUGGUCGUAAUUUCAGAAUAGUAGGAACUACUAGACCAUAGAGUAUUGAAUUAAUAUAGGAAGUAUACUUCAAUUUUUUUAUUUUAUUUUUUUCUUUUUUUUUAUGUGUGGGUGUUUGUCAACCUGGGCACCGUGCCGUG
Messenger RNA from Chenopodium quinoa (quinoa), 4552 nucleotides. Its product is annotated as pentatricopeptide repeat-containing protein At5g16420, mitochondrial-like. Gene Ontology annotation, molecular function: protein binding. Lineage: Eukaryota; Viridiplantae; Streptophyta; Magnoliopsida; Caryophyllales; Amaranthaceae. The transcript has 3 exons. Bases 393 to 2039 code for a protein of 548 amino acids. The record is from RefSeq and is a predicted model, not a curated record.